Pteropus alecto (black flying fox) is the source of this 1198-nucleotide messenger RNA. It is a transcript of the gene UHMK1, whose product is annotated as U2AF homology motif kinase 1. The record is from RefSeq and is a predicted model, not a curated record. Lineage: Eukaryota; Metazoa; Chordata; Mammalia; Chiroptera; Pteropodidae. Gene Ontology annotation, molecular function: protein serine/threonine kinase activity; RNA binding; ribonucleoprotein complex binding. Gene Ontology annotation, cellular component: nucleus; neuronal ribonucleoprotein granule. Bases 155 to 1048 code for a protein of 297 amino acids. Gene Ontology annotation, biological process: peptidyl-serine phosphorylation; positive regulation of translational initiation; regulation of protein export from nucleus. The transcript is spliced from 8 exons.
CGGCUUCCGGAAGGAGAGGGCGGCGCUGGAGCAGCUGCAGGGACACCGGAACAUCGUGACUUUAUAUGGAGUCUUUACCAUCCACUUCUCUCCAAAUGUGCCAUCACGUUGUCUGUUGCUUGAACUCCUGGAUGUCAGUGUGUCGGAGCUGCUCAUGUAUUCCAGCCACCAGGGUUGCUCCAUGUGGAUGAUACAGCACUGUGCCAGAGACGUGCUGGAGGCCCUUGCUUUUCUUCACCAUGAGGGUUAUGUGCAUGCAGACCUCAAACCACGUAACAUACUGUGGAGUGCAGAGAAUGAAUGCUUUAAACUCAUCGACUUUGGACUCAGCUUCAAAGAAGGCAAUCAGGAUGUGAAGUAUAUUCAGACAGACGGGUAUCGGGCUCCGGAAGCAGAACUGCAAAAUUGCUUGGCCCAGGCUGGCCUGCAGAGUGACACAGAAUGUACCUCAGCUGUCGAUCUGUGGAGCCUAGGAAUCAUUUUACUGGAAAUGUUCUCAGGAAUGAAACUGAAACAUACAGUCAGAUCUCAGGAAUGGAAGGCAAACAGCUCUGCUGUCAUUGACCACAUAUUCGCCAGUAAAGCCGUGGUGAAUGCCGCGAUUCCAGCCUAUCACCUGAGAGACCUUAUCAAAAGCAUGCUUCACGACGACCCGGGCAGACGGAUCCCCGCUGAGAUGGCGCUGUGCAGCCCGUUCUUCAGCAUUCCGUUCGCCCCGCACAUCGAGGACCUGGUGAUGCUCCCCACCCCAGUGCUGAGGCUGCUCAACGUGCUGGACGGCGAUUAUCUCGAGAACGAGGAGGAGUAUGAAGAUGUCGUCGAGGACGUGAAGGAGGAGUGUCAGAAGUACGGGCCCGUGGUGUCGCUGCUCGUGCCGAAGGAGAACCCCGGCAGAGGGCAGGUCUUCGUGGAGUACGCAAAUGCCGGCGACUCCAAAGCUGCACAGAGGCUGCUGACGGGCCGGCUGUUCGACGGGAAGUUCGUGGUGGCCACCUUCUACCCGCUGAGCGCCUACAGGCGGGGCUACCUGUACCAGACCCUGCUCUGAGCCAGCUCCGGCGUCCUGCCCCGCCACUUCCCAGGGACGCUGCUCUACACGGACGACCUUGUACAGUUACUUCAUCCCGCGGACGCGCGGCAGCCGCUCAGGUCGGCGGCACUGCUCCCCAGUGUGGGACAGACGGCAGGUGUCCGUGCG